Messenger RNA from Beta vulgaris subsp. vulgaris (sugar beet), 1905 nucleotides. RefSeq names its product cytochrome P450 736A117. Lineage: Eukaryota; Viridiplantae; Streptophyta; Magnoliopsida; Caryophyllales; Amaranthaceae. The coding region runs from base 165 to 1778 and encodes 537 amino acids. The transcript is spliced from 2 exons. Gene Ontology annotation, molecular function: monooxygenase activity; iron ion binding; oxidoreductase activity, acting on paired donors, with incorporation or reduction of molecular oxygen. The record is from RefSeq and is a predicted model, not a curated record.
AGCAGGUAGAGUUCUGAGCAAAUACUGAGCUCACAGACUUAAAAAAAAUGGUAUGAUUAAGAGUGUAAGUAAAGAUAUCCUCAAAUAUUUCGUUUUUUCUUCCACAAAAUCUUAUCAACUUUGUCGCAUACUCUUGUGUGUAUAUUGAGUCCAAUAGGAAAAAUAUGAUACAGAAAGCAUUAAACUCAAUUAACAUGCAGUCCUUGAUCACAUAUUUCCUGCCUUUCCUAUUGUUCUUAUUCUUCCUCCACAAAUGGGUCUCAACAAAAUCCAUAAAAAAACAAAAUUUACCACCAUCUCCACCAAAACUACCAAUUAUAGGACAUAUUCACAUGCUAGGCAUGCUGCCUCACCGUACGUUGCGAUCGUUAUCCGAUCAAUACGGCGAGCUCAUGUUGCUCUACUUUGGUAGUAAGCCUACUCUUAUAGUCUCUUCUGCUCGAGUAGCGAAAGAGGUCAUGAAAACACAUGAUGCUGUAAUUGCUAAUAGAUUUGAGUUUAUCAUAAAUGGUAAGCUAUUUUACAACUACAGGGAUGUUGUUACUUCCUCUUAUGGAGAAUAUUGGAGGCAAAUGAAGAGUAUAUUUGUGUUGCAACUUCUAAGUAAUAAAAGAGUUCGGUCGUUUAAGAAUAUACGAGAGGAAGAAACUGCUUUGUUGAUGAAAAAGAUUUCGCAGAAAAAUAAUAAUAAUACUAACAACAGCAACAAUAAUAAUAAUAAUAAUAAUAAGAAGAAGAAUGAUAAUGAUAAUGAUAAUGGUGCUAUUGUAAAUUUGAGCGAGAUGUUUAUGGUGUUGACGAAUGAUUUGAUAUGUAGAGUUUCAUUUGGUAGAAAAUACGGUGAAGAUAAAAAAAGUGGUGUUGAUUUUAAUGUUAUAAAGGAAUUUGUUGAGUUGCUUGGCGUAGUUAAUAUUGGGGAUUUCAUACCUUGGUUGGGCUGGAUGAAUAGAUUCAAUGGUUUGAAUGCAAAGGUGGAGAGAGUUGCAGAAAGGUUUGAUUUGUUAUUGGAAGAUAUAAUUACUGAGCACUUGAACCGACUAGAUCAAGCACGAGAUUUUGAUAAUUAUGAAGCCAAGGACUUUGUGGACGUUUUACUUAAAGCACAAAGAGAAAAGUCUGUUGGUUUUACUCUUGAACGAGAAAACAUCAAAGCCAUGAUACUAGACGCAUUUGCAGCAGGGACUGAUACAACAUACACAGUGUUAGAAUGGGCAAUGACAGAGCUCUUGAGAAAUCCUAGAAUAAUGAAAGAAGUGCAAAAAGAGGUACGAGAAAUUGGUGGAGAAAAACAUCACAUAACUGAAGAUGAUCUGGAGAACAUGAAGUACUUAAAAGCAGUGAUGAAAGAAACACUACGGAUGUACCCGCCGAUACCAUUACUCGUGCCUCGCGUUUCAACCCAAGAUACAAAGAUUAAUGGCUAUGACAUUCCUGCAGACACUCUUGUUUUUGUCAAUGCUUGGGCAGUUCAGAGAGACCCUGCUAUAUGGGAAAAACCAGAGGAAUUUUGUCCCGAAAGAUUUCUGAAUUCUUCAGUAGAGUUAAAAGGGCAGGAUUUCGAGUUGAUUCCGUUUGGAGGUGGACGAAGAAUUUGCCCUGCAAUAUCAUUUGUGAUGGCAAAUAAUGAGCUUGUGUUAGCAAAUCUUAUGCACAAGUUUAAUUGGAGAUUGCCUGAUGGAGUUAAAGCUGAAAAUUUGGACAUGUCUGAAAGUACUGGUCUCACUAUACACAGGAAUAUUCCUCUUCUUGCUGUUGCUACGCCAUAUUUUCAGGAUUAGACUAGUUGAUUACUUGUGUUGUGACUAUAUACAUGUAAUAACUGUGUUAGUAUAUGAUCAGUAUUUCUAGAGGUAUAAGGGCAGUUCAGAUACUAGACAGUACUAAUAAUUACUCGUAAUUUCUUUU